Molecule: messenger RNA, 696 nt
Organism: Aspergillus novofumigatus IBT 16806
Lineage: Eukaryota; Fungi; Ascomycota; Eurotiomycetes; Eurotiales; Aspergillaceae
Exons: 5
Coding region: 1-696 (231 amino acids)
Source: RefSeq, a predicted model, not a curated record
AUGCGCUUCACAUUUUCACGGCUGGCUCUCGACAAUACUGUGACGCUGGCACUUUUGUCCCCUGCCCUUGGUUGCCCGGAUACAGGUUGGCUGAAUGACAAAGGAAUUCAAGGCAGUGGCUCCUAUGUCUACCAUAUGCAUCUGAGGAGGACGUUUGUCACUCUACGGCUGGACAUCCACGCCCUCAGUAAACUGAACCAAAAGGCAGAGGCGCCAAUAAAGAAGGUGAUGACCCGGCGACGUCCGGACGAAUUGUCGAUCGAGGCGCUUGAAGCGGCCUUUUGGUUGGUGGUCGGUGUUCGCCCUCAGAUGCCGAAAAUGGACCUUUGCAGAUUGCAGACUAUCUCCCAAAGAAGAGUAGGUUGCAACUCCCCAUCUCUAUGGGCGGAUGUCUCCGCAAAUACAUUGAAGAAUACUCUGUGGAUUAUAUUGCGACUCGCACUUGUCGACCAAGAUUUGGAGGAUCAGAUCUACUACGAUGACAAGAUCUUCCUGACUGCCAGGCCUGCGGCCGUCAAGGCCUGGCUUCGCAAGUACGAUCAGGGCGCCUCAAAUGCUCCUUCUGCUGCUGUCUCUGAGAUUGUAAAGUCUGGCAUGUACAUGCACAGCGCCUUGAUUGGGGACUCCCGGGUCUACUGUGGCGCAUGGACCGACAUGAUUGGACUCCCCAGAAACCUACCGACAUUGGUCGCAUGA